Nematolebias whitei (Rio pearlfish) is the source of this 8092-nucleotide messenger RNA. RefSeq names its product retinitis pigmentosa 1-like 1 protein. NCBI's taxonomy places the organism in Eukaryota, Metazoa, Chordata, Actinopteri, Cyprinodontiformes, Rivulidae. The record is from RefSeq and is a predicted model, not a curated record. The transcript is spliced from 8 exons. Gene Ontology annotation, biological process: intracellular signal transduction; retina development in camera-type eye; photoreceptor cell development. Gene Ontology annotation, cellular component: axoneme. The coding region runs from base 138 to 7646 and encodes 2502 amino acids.
UGAGUGCAUGACUCAGGCUGGAGAUUAACGCCACACUUGAACUGGUCAGACCCUGCAUUCAAACCACGCGUUUCCUCUGAACUUUCCCACAUCACUUUGGACAAUGUUUCCUGGACAUGUGCAUGUGAGAUCAGAGCAUGCAUUCAGACCAGACAGGGCUGUGGGAUCCCCAACCCCCGUCUAAACAUGCCACACCCUUCCCUGCACCCCCUCCCUCCAAUCCACGGAUCUCCUAUGUGACCUCGGCCAUCCCGGCCAAGAGAAUCACUUUCUACAAAAGCGGCGACAGCCAGUUUGGGGGUGUCAGGAUGGCCAUUCACAAGCGCAGCUUUAAAUGUUUCGACGCCCUGCUGGAUGACCUUUCUCAAAAGGUGCCCCUGCCGUUUGGAGUGCGGACCGUGACCACGCCCCAAGGCAGGCAUACCAUCAAACACCUAGAACAGCUCCAAGAUGGUGGCUGCUACCUCUGCUCUGACCAGCGUCAAGCUAAGCCCAUUAAUAUGGAGCUGGCCAGCAAACGCCAAGGUGUUUGGUACCAUCAGAGCCGGAGGCCCCUGCGGCCUGAAAGCUCCUCUGCAACACCCCCAGGCCAUUUACAUUUGCUUUACAGGCAGCGACAGAUCCUGCUGGUGAAGAACAGCGAGCCAGUCAUUAGGAGAAGCAUUGUACUGAGCAGAAGGUCAACAAGAAGCCUGAAAGCUUUUCUAGAUGAGGCGUCAGAGGUGAUGCAGUUUCAUGUCCGCAAGCUCUACACUGCAGAAGGACGCAGGAUUGACCGCGUGCAGAGCCUGAUGACUUGUCCUGCUGUGUUGGUGUGCGUUGGUCGGGAAUCCUUCAGCCCCAUGCUCAUUAAUUUCAUCAGAAAGUCCUCAGAGGAAAAACUACCUGGCCUUGGCUGCCAGCCUCCUGGUCCUGGUACACGGGUUCCUGGAAAUGGGGCCCGAUCUCCUUCUACCCAAGGAGUGAGGUCUCCUCCUCAUGGAGCUCAGUCCAGAUCCAGUGAAUAUGAUGAAGGACAUGACAACAAGAAGAACAAUAAUUUUGGUUUAGAGACCAAGAAGAGCAUCAUCCAUCCUCGGUCCGAUUCCUCAAAUCGCUCAACUCGUUUCUCUGUGUCUUCUGAAAAGUCUUAUGGACUUGGCUCUCAGUCUAGACCUUCUAUCAUGAAUGAUGAUAUUGAAAAGCGUGUUCUAGUCAAUAAAGAUGGCAGCCUUUCAGUUGAGAUGAGGGUGCGUUUUCGCCUCCAAAAUGAGGAGACCAUACAGUGGUCCACACAAAUUAAGAAAUCCCCCUCCUUGACUAAUGAUUGUUGCCCCCUCAGCCAAACACAGCCCCAUUACCUGCAACAGAGCCAAUCGGAAAGUUGUUCGGACCCUGAUUCCACCUCGUAUGAGGGCAUGGAUUACUCUAGCCAACCUUUAAUACAAGCACUGGCAGAGAAACACUGUCCCCGUUGCUUCCAGAGCCAAAAUAAUCAAUUUGACUUGUGGGAAAACUCAACUAAAAAGCACCAUCCUGUCCCACCCACACAUGCGCCCAACCAAACUAUGAUGAGACAUACACGCUCCUCAAGCUCAUCCUCAUCAUGCAAUUCAAGGAGAAUGGUUCGUUGCCGAGCACGGCUUUCCAGGUCUUCAGGUGGCUCAGGUUCAGAGCAGGGCCAGUUCGUCCAGAAAGAGAUGUCUGUGAUGGAGCGGGUAGAGCACAGAGUAGAGGUGGACCAAGAUGGGGACACUCAAGUAGAGGUCUGCAAAGUUAGUCGGUGCUGCAGUAGGACUGAAGUGGUUGCCAUGGACACUGACCUUCUGCCACAAAGUACAAAGAUAGUCGAGGGUGAGCUAAUGAUAGAGCAAGACGAAAACCGCCCAUUGUCUGCAGUCAGUAGCUCCUCGCAUGUUCUCCAGUCACUGAAAGAGGACCAGGAUGAUGAUGAUGAUGAGGACCGUCUGCCACUAAGUGCUUCUCAGUGCUCCAACAGAACUGAACGACCCCCAUCACCAACCCUUGUGGCUCACUUGGAUAAAGAACCAGCAAGCAACAUCUCUGACAAUUCAGUCUGCUCUGUCAAACAGAAGGAUCACAAGGAAAAUGAUGAGACAGAAAGCAGGGUAUUGUUUGCAGCCUCUACUUGCCACUGUGGAGCAGCAGAUGAGUCAGACCGAGUGCCCAGCUCUAAGUCUAAUAUCAGCAAACCUAGAUCAGAGGAAGAAGGGGCAGCUGACAAUGAAGUUGAAGACAUAAACAGGGCCGCUUCUGGCUUAUCUCGACACACAGGACGUUCAGAAAGUUCCCAGAAGUCAUGGACAUCUGAUGUUUGCUCAAAUUGUGGAGGUUGGAAACAUGGGCCUGUCUUUGCUGUACCGAACCCCUUGGAAGUGAGAGCACCAAGUGUCAUCUCUACAACUUCCAAUCCAAACUCAAGAGGAAAAGAUGAAGGCAGGCUUCCAAGUUCUACUUCAUCUACAAGCCGCAGGUCAAACAUGACACAUAAGUCUGAAUGUAAGGGUAUCUCUGGUGUUGCAGCUGAAAAAGACGAUGAGAGAAGCCCCAGUACAAUGUCAGCUCAGUGUAACCUAUUUCCUAUGUAUGCCAAGUCCAAAUGCACAGCUGAAGCUGUUGUCAUCAAAUUGAGAGAGGAUGAAGAGGAAGAAACCACUGCAGAAAGAACAGGCAGCUCAUUGUCAGACAAAUCCAGCACUUCAGUCAAGUUCCGAAAAACAAACUUUCCGCAAAGUACUAAAGAAGCAUUGUUAUCAGACAAAGUUGCAGAAGAAGGUGACACAGAAAAACGAGCUCCCAGUAUGCUCUCUGUUAGGUCAAAUGCUUCUGCCAAGUCUGGAAAGGCUGAAAGUCUCCUAUCAAAUAAAUCAACUAAAUCAAAUGUUUCUACAAAGUCGGGAACAUCUCAAGGAUCAACUUACAGUAGUCAGUAUGGUAAGGUAUUUUCUCAAAGCUUAAAAAUGACAGCUAAUGCAGAAGAAAAUGAAAACAAAAACACAGAAGAGGUACAAUCGAGGCCAGAAAGUAUGCUGUCAAAUAAUUCAAAAUCUGACACCAGGGCCAGUGCAAGGUCUGAUAAAUCUGCAAAGUCUCACAUAAACAUAGAAGCGGACAGAUCUCCAAGCGCGGUAUCAGAUAGAUUGCACUGUUCUGCUAAGUCCUCCAAGUCCCACAAAUCAAAUCGCACACAUAAAUCUCCAAAUCAACAGGAUUCUGAUGUUACUAUGACUAAGACAGAUGGGGAUGCGAUGGAAAAUAAAAUAGACCUGGAAAGUGUCAUGUCUGUAAAGUCAAAAACUUCAGUGAAGUCUGGUGCUUCUCACAAGUCAAAUUCAAGCAGUAAUUUUACAAGUCCAAAUAUUGCUAUCAUUAAAACACCAGAAAGUCCCAAUGAGGAGGAAAAUAACACCAAAGAAUGCGAGCUGAGUGUUGCAUCGGCCAAAUCCAGUAUUGCGUUACACAAUCCAAGCAAUAACAAAAUGGCCGACAUUGCUGUCAUUAAAACUGUAGAAGCAGGGGAAAAUGUGAACAAUAGUGCACCAGGAUGUAAAUCUACUGAAGACUCUCAUAGCCAAUCACUCUCGCCGAGAAGAAGACCUUCAUCCCGAACCCAAUCAUCCAAAUCUACCUCCCCCGAACAUUCUCAGCCCCAGCAGUUUUUACCAAAACCUGAUGGUGGUGAACUAAGACUUCACUCUACAACCUCAAGCAAAGGCAGCUUCAAAUGUUGCUGUGGAGUAGUAUCAGCACUAGAACACGAAGAUAAAAGAAAAGGAGAGAAUCAGGAAGAUGAAAAGUAUGAUGGAGCUUCGGAACGAGCCUAUAGCAUUCUGUCAUCAAAAAGACGAAGGAAAAAAUCAGGAAGCACAGAGAUACCUUUGAGUUGCAACUCCUCAGGAUCAAUCUCUCUUGGGCUGCAAGAAAAUCAAGAAAUGGGUGAUUCAGACAGUGGCAAAUCUGGUGUUUCUUUUCAUAGCCAGGCAGAGGGUAAGAUUACAGGCAGUGUGAAGACAGCAACCCUCAAUGUCUGUAAGAACCCAGAGAACUCCUCUGUCAAAGAAGAUGUGAGAUCAGAAUCCACUGUGUCAGAUGGUGAAACAGAAAUUACUGCAGCUCAUCCUCCAGCAGUUGACAUCCCUACCAUUACAACACCUACAGAAAGCAAUGAUGGGAAUAAAGAGAGUGGAGAACAAACCACCGAAAGGGCAGCAAGUGCAAAUUCAGUUAAAAGCAACAGGUCUCAUAAAUCCUGUUGUAAUAGUGUCAAAGCUGCAGCUCAAACUCUUGAUGGUAUGUCCGAGGAGAAAAGUGCCAGUACUGGUUCAACCAAAAAUCCAAACAUAGAAGAAACAGAAAGUGUGAAAUCUACGUCAACAACAAAUGCAAGCAAAACGGAUACCCUGAGCAACAGGACCUCGUCGGCAGUCUCAGGAAAUGCCAUGGUUCGGAAAAAAUCCCCAUCAAGGGCUGGUGUUAAAAAUAUCACAAAAGGAACAACUGGAUUUUCUUCAAAUACGGAUGCUGAAAACUGGGAUACCAGUAUACCACCUAGCGAGAUCAACAAGAUGGAAGAUAUUCCACAAAACAAGAGUAUCUAUUCCCAAAGCCCCAGUAAACACAGGCCUGAGUCAACGGCUUCAGCUCAGUCAGAAUCAAGAAAGUCUUCAAAGCCAUGUAAAGUGAAUCAUGAAUCAGUCAAAUCAGAUCUCUGUCCAGUCAAAAGUCACAAGACGAAGUCCCUGACAGGAAGCGAGGGUGGUAGCAACAGGGUGCCCAACUCCAAGAAAGAAACUUCAAUCAAAUCCUCAAGUCCUUGUCCCAUACACAACCCCAGACCAAGCAGUAAAACUGAAGUAGGUGUUGAAAGCUCCCCGUCUGGUGGUGAUCUGCUGAGGGAAACUAGACCUGUUGAAUACCAACACAGCCACCAUUCAAAGUCCAGUAAAACCAAUGGCAAGCCUCAGAGUGCGAAAAGUGGGGGGUCUCAGAAAAGUAGGCAUAUGAAGGACCAGGAGGGUGUGGGGGAACUUACACUGAAAUGCCUACCCAACAAGUCCCCCAAUGAAGUUGUUAGUGAUUGGCUCCAGAGUAUUCCUGCCAACAGCAACAUCCUCGCUCUUAACAAUGACUUAAAUGAGGAAGAAGAUGAUCAGAGGACAAAGCAGAUGGUAGAAACCCCCGGACAGGAGAUAGGAGCAACAGAGAUUAGCCCUGAUGAGGAGAAGGACGGCAACAAUGACAAUGUUGAGCCUCAAGAGGAAGAAGACAAAGAGCACAAAGUUGAUUGUGAAGCAGAAGGUCCAACAUUAGGUGAUUCAGUAAGAACUUCUCCCCACUCUAAGAACUGGCAGUGUUCUGCAGCAGUGAUGAAAGUUCUCUUGAGCUCUUCUCCUGGACGAUGCCGGAGCAUGCCAGAGGUAUCCCCAGUUUAUGGUCGUAGGCUGAGCACAUCAGCCAGGGGCCUUUUGGACAGUUUGACUCAGCUCCAACUUAUUGAACCUGCAGUGGGCUGUGGCAGUUAUCAACAAAAAGAACAUAAACAGCAAUAUGAGGAGAUCAUGGCCAUUCUUCAGUCACUCUGGCUUACUGAACCAAGAGACAUUGAGGCCUUGGAGACCAAGGACUAUAGGUGCUCAAAGCAAGUGACACCACCAAGGUCCUCAUCUGGAGUGGGUAUGAGCAGUGGGUCAGAUGGAUCAGGUAAAGGAAAUGGAAACCAAGGAGAAGAUGAAACAUGUGCUAAAGCAGAAGAGGCAGUAGAAAAGGCGAACAAAAUUGGAAAUAUCAUUGAAAUGGAACGUGAGGAGACAUUUAAAGAAGAUACAUCAAGGAAAAGUGAAGACCAAACUACAGUUCCUCAAAGUCUAGAGAGUCCAAAGACCACUGAAAACACUUCAUCAUCAGAGAAGAACACUACCAAUGACGGUUUCAAAUUCCCUACAGACAACAAAAGAGAGACAGAGGAAGACUCUCAUUCACGAGCACCCUUGUCCAAAAGACUUUCACAGGACCCUGAUCCAGUCUGGGUCCUUCACCUCCUCAAUAAGUUGGAGAAGCAGUUCAUGAGUCACUACAUUCAGACCAUGGCAGAGUUCAAGGUUCGCUGGGACCUGGCUGAUAGCCUCCUCCUAGACACCAUGAUCUCUGAGCUGAGGGACGAGGUGAGCCGGCGCAUCCAGAGCAGCAUCCAACGCGAGAUGAAGAAGAUUCAAAGUCGAGCCGGGAAAGUGGGCGUGUCGCCUCGGCCGCCUCAGUUAGCGAGCAUCUCCAGGGACUCCACCAUGACAGAGAAGAGGCGUCGAAUAAUGAAGGUGAUGAAGAAUCAAUCCGUUAAAACCACAGACUGUGUGAGCGAUGAAGAGAUGACGGGAAGUGAUCAGCGAAGUGACGAUGAGUACUGCCCCUGUGACGCUUGCGUCCGCAAGAAAAUGGCCACUCGGCCUCUCAAACAGAACUCGCUGGCAGCCGAAUGCCCCAUCCUGAUGGAGUUCGACCUUCGCAAGAUCCUUCAGCUGAAGAAAAGCCCGGUGCCCGCAAAUGUGGCAGCACCGCAACCUACGAAGGAGGAAGAGGAGGAGGCAAGGAAUUUGGAAAUGGUUGAGGAAGAGGAGGAGGAAGAAGAAACCAAGGAGGAUAUAGAAGCUAAAGUUGUUUUAGAGGAGACAAUUCCAGAGGAAGAAGAGGAGGAAGAACAGGAAAAAAACAAGAGUGAGGAAGGAGGGGAAAAGGUGGGAAACAGUGUGGAAGAUGAGGAGCAGGACGAAGGAGAAACAAGUGAACAAGAGGAAACGUCUGAAAAUGGAGAGGAGGAGGAAGGGGGAUGCACUUGCCUGUCUGCCAAAGAGGAAGAGGAGAGCAAAGAAGAAGAAACAAGCAACUGCACAGACGAUGAGACAGGAGAGGAGACGGGAGACGAUGAGAAGGGCGGAAAUGAGGGAGAGACAACAACUGGGGAGGAAGAGGAGGAGAGUGACAAAGAAACGGUGAAGGAGGCAACGCCAGACAACCAAUCUGGGGAUGACGCUUCUGCACAAAAUGAUGCAAAUGAAGAAUCAGUGCAGGUGGAGGAGGCUGAGAAGGAAAACAUCAGCUCAGAGGCUGAGGAUGAAGAUGACGAGGAUGAUGGCACGGGGGAGGAGGAGCCACAUGAAGAAGAGACAGAGAGCGAGAGCGAGGAGCAGGAUGAAGAGGCAUCCGAAGAGGAGAGAACCUCGCCACAGAGCCAAGGAGAGACUCCUUCUGUGACCGAAGGUGAAGAGGCCGACGUUGAGGACUCCGAUGACAGUAAACUUGAUACCAGCACUGAAGAAUCCGGACAUGAGGAGGGUGCAGGCUCAAGAGAAGAGGAAGACAGCAAAGACAAUGACGAAGACAUCGUAAAGGAGUUCAGGCCUGAAGAAAUGAGCGAGGAGGAGGAGGAGGCUAAAAACGAGGACGGGACUCUGCUGCAUCAGUUCACCAAGACCUCUGUGGAGUCCCAGCCCGGCUCGAUGGAAGACGAGAACACAGAUUUAACCUCAAGCCCUGUGGAGUCCACAAAAGCACCGGAAGUGGCAGCCAAUGUAUCAGCUGGUGGUCUCACGGACCACAGGAGCAGCCAAUCGAAUGUCAAACAAGGCAAAGCCAAGAAGGAUAUCAAAAACUGAUCACCAUUAAAAUAUCUUAUAAAGUCUUAAGGACACUUCUCUUUCAGAAGUGUUGCUAAAAAUUAUUUUCAAUUAUUAUCUCGAGUUUAAGACUGUUGAACACUCAAAGCACUUUUAUGUCUCCAGAUCUGCUGUAGGACGAUUCGAUUAGGACCAUUUCUUUUGAUAUAAACAACUGUACUGUCGGCAUAGAAAUGCAAGGAUGCAUCAGGAAUGUUCUGACCUACACUACUUACGUAGAUUGUAAAGAGAGUGUGUCCUAAGACUAAGUCUUGUGGUACUCCAUUAUUGACAGCUAAAUAACUGGAAGAAGUACCUUUGUGUUGAACAUAUUGCUUUUGGCCUGAGAGAUAAUUAGAAAACCAACCAAGAGUGUGAUCUGAGAAAACAUCUGAGAGCUUAUGGUCCGCUGACUGAAUAGAAUUUAAUUCCGUUGAUACAUCCCA